This is a messenger RNA of Rhipicephalus microplus (southern cattle tick), 715 nucleotides long. RefSeq lists its product as uncharacterized. The record is from RefSeq and is a predicted model, not a curated record. Lineage: Eukaryota; Metazoa; Arthropoda; Arachnida; Ixodida; Ixodidae.
UUUGUCAAAACAUAUUGUAAUGUUCUGUUUCUCUUCAGGUGUAUUUUCGUCCAGCGGGAACGUGAAAGCCAGGCUACUGACAAAAAUUUUAAUAGAGGCAACAAUUCUAUGUGAGCAAGUUGGCCUCUACUUGGAUUACAUUUGCUGUGACGGUGCACCCUGGAGCAGAUCCAUGUGGAACAUCCUUGAAAUACGCGCCACCCUAAAUGACAUUCAGUGCACAGUUGUUCAUCCAUGCGACAAACACAGAUUUUUGUACAUUAUUUUGGAUUUCCCUCAUCUUAUGAAAUGUGUGAGAAACACAAUGAUGAAUCACGGCUUCAACACCCACAGCGGACGGGCUCACUGGGAGCAUGUGUCAACCAUGUGGAAGCUUGACAACAGUGCCAUCACCUUGAAAGUGACACCAAAGCUGGCUCGAUCGCAUAUCUUCCCAAAUGGAUUUGAGAAAAUAUGUCUCAGCUUCUGUAGCCUGGUGAAGAGUCCCAAGGGCGGCAACGCGGCUGACGGAGUGGUGGAGUCUGUUUGGUCCGUAGAAGAAAUGCUGCAUAAAACGGAAGAUGGCAAAGAAGACAACGAAAGACUUCCAUCUGAUGCACUAGAAGUGUCGAUAGAUCAUGCAUCGUACACUGCUGAGCGAAGUGACUCCCGCCUUGUAUAUUAUGUCGCAGGCUACGUUGCGAGAAAGCGUACACUUAGCAAUAAUUGUGAUUAG